AAUCAUGACAGAUAAUUGCUUACAUUUCACACCUUUGACAGCCCCAAAUCAACGUAUUUCCUUCUUCCCAUGUUUAGUCCAUUCUUCCUCUAGAAUGUCAAAGUCCUGCGUGGAUAGUCUGCUACCUGUGUACUAAUGUGAAAAAAUAGGACACCAUAAACAUAGCCUGUAAACAAUGGUAAGGGAAAGGAUGUGGAAGAAGAAAAUUGGUCAAAAAUACAAAUGCGCUCAGCAACAGCAAGGAGGGGCAUAUGUGAAGAUGCUGUGCCCCAUUUGUGUAACUGGUGUGUGGUCCCAGUGUGACUUUUGUCCACCUCCCAUCCCAUGAUCCCUCCCUUCUGCCAGCUUCAGAACUUGUUUCUGUCCUUCACCCAAAGGGUCAUCCAGAUCUUCCUUCUGAGAAAGCAGAAAUGUUGAGAGUGGGCCUUAGGUAUGCGAGAACAUAAUAUCAUGUAUCUCAGAGUCUAUCUGUUAAAUUUCCGGUUUUCUCUUCACUGCAUAGAUUAUAUUUUUUUCAGGGUGGCAUUUUCUUAGCCAGCGCCAAUCCAUUAAAUGCUAGCGGGCCACCUGGAGACUGCAGGCAUUCCAAUUUAGUAGAUGCUUACGAAGAACAUUCUGGACCCACAGGAGAGAGGAAAGAGCUGUCAGAUGCAGGGCAACAAAAGAGGAAAUGCUACACUAAAGCCAUUAAGAGGAAACUCAUUUUAAAAGUUGGGAACUGAAAAAUAUUUGAGAAUAAAAAUCUGAUUCAGUAUUGAGUAACCACAAAUACAUCCUUAAGGUUUGUCUGUAAAACAAGCCCUUUGGGAACAUUUGCUUACCCAAGGUUGCCUUGUUUCUCUUGUGGACCCCAACAUUUCAUCUCUGUAGGCCUUUAGGAUAAUUGGUCACCGUGAAUAGUGGCACUUAAAUUAAUGUGUGUAAUCUGAGAACAUCUCUGAACACACAUAUCUUUUAAUCAAAAAAAUCUUGAUUUAGCUAUUUGUGCAUAUAAAGGCAAAUAAAGGAUUUGGGUAGAUUCUUAAUCUUAAAAUGAUGCAUUUAAGUGAUUUUUGAUAUGACAGGCAACCAUGAAAAAUGCUCCUCUCAAACUUACCUUUUGGAACCUGGAUGUGACUGCUCUGCUGUCUGGAAGAAACAGCACCAGAUGCUGGUCAUAGGUUAGAGCAGUUUCCUGGUCGUGAUGCUGUUGAUGUUUGGGGCUAUAUUAUACUUUGCCAUAGGAGACUGUCCAAUGUCCAAACUUUGCCACAGGAGACUGUCCAAUGUCCGUACUUUGUCUUAGGAGACUGUCCAAUGUAGGGUUUUCAGUAGCAUCCUUGGCCUCUACCCACUAGAAAACUAAAUGUCCCCUGGAAGACAAAAUUCCUCUUCGGUUAAGAGCCCCUGGGUUAGAGCAUAUAUGACAAACACAAGCUGUUGUUUCUCAGUGGGAGACACCUGGACUCUUGAACAGAUCAUUCUGAGUAAUAUGUUACAUGUUGAGACUUGUGAGUCCUCAAGCAUUAGACCAUUUCCUUAUUUCCUUUUCUCAACAAUACAAGUAAAAUUGUGAGAUCGAGUUCUUACAAGGCAAGACAGGAAGCACUUUUCACAAGUUAACUAAUUUAUUUUCAGUGUUACCCUUGGGGGAAAGCACUUUUAUUAGUCCCUUUCCAUAGCAGAGGCACUGGAAGCACAGAGAGGUUAAGAAACAUCCUUAAGUCCAUAGUGCUGGUGGGGACAAAGAGAAGAUUUUGAAAAUUGAUUUUUCUAAUUUUAAUUUUAAUGUUUUUUAAAAGUAGGCUCCAUGCCCAGUGUGGAUCCCAGUGAGGGGUUUGAACUCACGACCCUGAGAUCCAGACCUGAGCUGAGAUCGAGAGUCAGACGCUUAACCGACUGAGCCACCCAGGAGACGAAACCAGUCUUGGAGAUACCAGCCACCCAAGCCACCCAGGGAUUCUCUGUUUCCAUAUGUCAGGAUGAUGCAAAUAUUCCUGCUCAGGAUGGAUGCUCUCAGUGCUGACAUCAACCAACUCUUCGGUCACAAGUCAGAGAAAUCUCUCUCUAAAUGAGAGUGUCAUUUCUGUGGACAGUUUGACUUGAUGAAGGUAUGGCCCUGAGUGAUUUUGAGCAGCACGAAAGAAACAUAUCUGCAGGUUGUGGGACUUACCUUCGUGUGUUCUGCUUUUGCAUUUGGGACUUUCAUUAGUCCCACCCAAGAUUGUUUAGCUCCCAACACACAAGGUCAUGUAGGUUUCAGGGAAAUGGACUAAUUUCCUGUACUUAAGUUAAAAAAAAACCUACAUAAGUGGCUAAAGUUGAACUUUCUAAUUUGUUAUAUUAAGUUAGAUAAUAUGUGUUGUAUUGGGAAUCUGAAAACUUGUUUUUUGUUUGCAUAUCUUUGUCAUAUAGAGAAAACAUUUUGCUUCUAUUCACUGCUUAUGUUAAUAACUCGAUAAUGGGAGAAGGCACCUGGAGGUACUUUAACUGGAUCCGAGUCCUGUUUUAACAAUGAGGAGUUGACAUCUGCGUCCAUGCCUCAGACACAAUCUUCCCUAUAAUUUCAGUGUCAUUCCUGAUCCUUCCUCCAUCUGUAGGGGUCUCAGUUUUUUGUUACGUGACCUAUAUUGAAGUUCACAAUAAGGUCAAGUAAUUUAUGUUUUAAAAAUUCCAUUUAGAACAAUUACAUCCAACAUAGGCACAAAAAGGAUAAUUUCCACACAAAAGGAAUUAAUACAGAUGCUAUUUCUAUUUUCUUAAUCUAUCAGCUGUCCAAAAAUGGACUCUGUCAUUGUAGAAAGCAGACAUAUUUGGAUAUCAAUUAAUUAAAUUUUAAAAUCUUAAAAACAAAGGCAACAGACUUGAGAAAUAUAUAUGCUGUUUGAUGAGUUGAAAGUCAUUAGCUGAUGUAUCCAUGAAAAUUAUUUAAGUAUUAGCAGGACUGGGUGCAGGCUGGAUCAGUGAGAUUCAAAAGGAAGUUUUGUGCUUACCGGAUGGAGGGUGAUAACACAGUGGUGGUAUUUUAUCAGUGUGAAUGAAGUCCAAGGGAGAGGGGAGGGAUUCAUAAAUACAGAAUGAAAGAAGAGGAUUUGUUCUGUGGGGUGUAAGAAAGAAGAAAAAACUAAACAUGAUGUCCUGGGAGAGAGAGAAUUGUAGUGUAUUGCUUGAGAUAAAGGAGCUUGGAUGGUGUACAGGUUGUGGAGAGAUGAGCUGAAUCAUUGGUGGGAUAUUUAGGAAUCAUUCAUUAAGCUGUUGGAGAAGCAUCUGGACUUUGCAGAGAUGUCUAGGAGAUCAUCGUGGGCUUGAGUUGGAAGAUCCUGAGUUGAAAACAAUGAUUAUAGUUUUAGACGAGUCCUCCAAGGACGAGCUGUAGAAAGAAAAGCACACAUUCUGUGCACAUAAUCUUGGAAGAUUCUCACGGUAAUGCAGCAGGAGAAUUUAAAAUACGUAUCCAAGACUACAGACAAAAAUGUUAGAUGGGGAGAAAAUCAGGACAGAAGAGCAUCACAGAGUUGAGAGUGUGAAGGAACAAAUAGUUCAAUUAUUUAAACAAUAAAGAAGUAACGUAGAAUAAAUUCCAUCAAUCUGAUGACUAGAAAGCCAUGAGUUCCAGUCCUGAAACCAAGACUACAUUGCAUGUUAACUAAAUUAAUUAAAAAAAAAAAAAAGAAAGAAAGCUAUGAGUGCCCUUCAAGAGGGCAAUAUCUAUGGAUUAGUGAAGAUGGAAGCCAGAUGUCCAUGGCUUAAAGGAUGAAUGUUAUGAGGAAAUAAACCCUGCAAUUAGACACCAAUCAUUUCAGAACUCUGGAUGUGAAAGGAAGAGAGAAUCAGAAUGAUAAUUAUGUAGCACAGAGUCUCUGCCCCAAAAUUUUUAAAAAAUUGUUUAAUGUUUAUUUAUUUUUGAGACAGAGAGAGACAGAGCAUGAGUGGAGGACGGUAGAGAGAGAGAGGGAGGGAGACACAGAAUCCGAAGCAGGCUCCAGGCUCUGAGCUGUCAGCACAGAGUCCGACCCGGGGCUCGAACUCACGAGCUGUGAGAUCAUGACCUGAGCCGAAGUUGGACACCCAACCGACUGAGCCACCCAGGCUCCCCCAAAAUUGGGUUUUUAUAAUGAUGGAAAAGGAAUUAACCAGAAGUAAGAGAAACUCUGGUUGGUAGAAAGGGGAAUUAGAGCCCAAAUGUGAUCAAUGUGAAAUGAAAGGUCGACCAACUGUCCUCAUUGACUGCUGGGCCCCUGCCUAUCCAGUCACUACUGGACUGACCGUAGAUCUUCCAAACAUUUGAGUUCACCAAUGAUCCUUUCAGUUGGCCAAAAUUUCCCACAUUUUACAAAUUAAGAAAUAUAAAGCUAAGAGAGGUCAGUAGCUUGCUCUAGCCUUCAGGAAGCAGAAGAGAACAGAUUUAAGGCAAAAACUUUCGGGCUCUACAGGUCCCACUUUCUCUAGGAUCCAACACUGUCAAUCAUUUGUCACAAGACAAGGGCUGUAGUAGAGAGCUGUGCGGGGUGGGCGAGAGGAGCAGAGUGAGUCAUGGGCUGGCUUGAUGUCCAGGCAGCUCGCACAUGCAACAGGGGUACAGUGAUGGAAAUGACAAUCUGUUUUGUGUCUGUGUCUUCUCCUUGAGCAUUCGGGGCACAAGGAAGUAUAAUACUGCCCUUGAAUUCCCAGCAUCUGGCCAAGAUGGCACUUAGAGAUAUUUGCCAAAUUAAUCAAAAACAAAUGUCUACUUCCUAUGCAGAUCUGCUAAAGAGUCACCUAAAGUUAACAGAUUUGUUUUCUCUCCCUCUUUUUAUACUAGAAAGCUAAAGCAACCAUUUCCAUACUGUCCUUUUUACUGAGACCAUACACAAGGGCCAGAGUUGUAGAAAAAUAGGAAGAGUAAGUCAGAAGGAGUGGGAAACAAAGGGUAGCAAAAUAAAAGGAAAGAAUAAGAUACAAUGACCACUCUUCUCCUUCCAAAGACCAAAGACACCAAAUUCUCAAAAGACCCAUAUUUUCCCACCUGGUAGAUUUCAGUCUACUAAAGGUGUUGCUUCCUGUUUUGUCUGAAAUCUUGGAUAGGCCAGAAGAGGCGAGCACAGCACUUGUUACUCUGUUUCUCCAGCGUGGAGCUCCUGCUACAACUUAUACUGAUAAACAGAGAAUUGCACUACUCCCAGGGAGAGGUUAUGAAGUACUUUCCCCAUAGUUAUCCACACUUGCGCUUAAACAUACUUGUAAGUUACACAACAUUGCCCAUUUGUAUGUAAGAGUUUAAAUGCCUAACUCAAUCUUAUAUCUGGUAAGUCAUGAAAACAGGUUUCAUAUUCAAGUUCUUUAAUUCCAGAUUUUUCCAUGAUGCCAGCCUUAUUUGCAGUCUGUAUCUGACUCUUCCAAAUCUUUUUUCUUUGGUAAUUUAUUUAUACAUUUCAUCAUGUUUUGUGCACCAGAUACAUGUAGGGUUGUGCUUGAAUGUUGACCCAUGCUUACCAUCAUUGCUUAUUUUACUUCCCAUGGUCAUCUACAGUUCUCACCUGCCCUGGAAACUUGGGUAAACUGGAGAGAUAUAGAACUUCCAGAAUUGCACUGCUUUCUCUCCAAACUUUACUUGACUCCCUGAGACCACAUCACAUCCUUAUGUUUCCCCUCUUAUGUAGAGUAGAUACAGGGGAUCAAGUCUAUCAACUUGGCCCAUAUCAUUGAACAUAUCUAGCUAUGGCAUAUCAUUAGGAUUGCAUUCUUUUAAGAAUAAGUUAUUCUUAUGGUUCUUUCAUUCAACAGUUUCUGUUCUCUCUGACUCUCUGCAGACUAAUAAUCUUCACAUUUUUUAAUGGAAACAAAUAACCAGACAUGGGCGAGAGAGUUUAUUCUCCUCGGCCUGUCCAGUGACUGGGACACACGGGUCUCCCUCUUUGUCCUCUUCUUGAUCAUGUACUUGGUGACAGUGCUGGGGAACUUCCUCAUUGUCCUUCUGAUCAGACUGGACAGCCGACUCCACACUCCCAUGUACUUCUUUCUCACCAACCUCUCCCUUGUUGAUGUCUCUUAUGCCACAAGUAUUGUUCCUCAGAUGCUGGCACAUUUUCUUGCAGAACAUAAAGCAAUCCCAUUUGUGAGCUGUGCAGCCCAGUUAUUUUUCUCCUUGGGCUUGGGUGGGAUUGAGUUUGUUCUACUGGCAGUGAUGGCCUACGACCGCUAUGUGGCUGUGUGCGACCCUCUGCGAUACUCGGUCAUCAUGCAUGGAGGGCUCUGUACUAGGUUGGCCAUCACAUCCUGGGUCAGUGGUUCUCUCAACUCUCUCAUGCAGACCAUCAUCACCUUUCAGCUGCCCAUGUGCACAAACAAGUAUAUUGAUCACAUAUCCUGUGAACUCCUAGCUGUGGUCAGACUGGCCUGUGUGGACACCUCCUCCAAUGAGAUCGCGAUCAUGGUUUCUAGCAUUGUCUUGCUGAUGACACCCUUCUGCCUGGUCCUCUUGUCCUACAUCCAGAUCAUCUCCACCAUCCUGAAGAUCCAGUCCAGAGAGGGAAGAAAGAAAGCCUUCCACACCUGUGCGUCUCACCUCACAGUGGUCGUCCUGUGCUAUGGCAUGACCAUUUUCACCUACAUCCAGCCCCGCUCCAGUCCUUCUAUCCUUCAGGAGAAGUUGAUUUCUGUCUUCUAUGCCAUUUUGAUGCCCGUGCUGAAUCCCAUGAUUUAUAGCAUAAGGAAUAAGGAGGUGAAGGGGGCCUGGCAGAAACUACUAGGGCAGUUAUCUGAAUUAACGUCAAAACUGGCAACUUGAUGAAUCCUGAGCAUUAGCUAGAGAAAAGAGCUUUGCCUGUGAAUUCUUUCACUUAACUAGAUAUGGCAGGCAUCACCUGCAUUGCCCUGGAAACCAGGAAGGGGAUGCUGACACAUGUACUGGUGAUGCUGGGUAGGAGGCUGGAGGGUGGGUUGGGGUGUGGUCUGUGAGUGUAUGUUUAUGUCACAACAUCAUGUUCAGUGGAGUUAAGCACUGUGGUAAUGGAACUUCCCACCCUUACUCAAUCUCCAUUCAUAUGUCCUGGCAGUAAUGAACAAAAAGUACAGUUUGCUGUUUUGAUGUGUCACACUGUUUGUAAUUGUGGACCUAUUCAUGAAUCUUACUUUGGACCAUUGGUUCUUAUUCAUUCAAAUUUUAUAUAAAGUUAUUGUGUUUUCAUUGGUAACAAGAGCAUUUUCACAUUUAAGACUCAAAUUACUGAGCAGCAUUUGUAUCUACAUUCAGUAAUUGUGUGAGUUGUUGUUCUGAAGAGAGAGAUGCUCUCAAGGCUGUUCAGAUGGCUUUGUGCUGGACCUGCUACAUGUGCUCACAGCAUCUCGUCUGCCUGAUGAAGGUACCUCAGUGGAGGAGCAUCAACUGAAGGUCUUGUUUUGCAAUGAUAGGAAUAUAACUAAAGGUAUUUAGAUGAGGCUACUACUGGCCAAGGAUACGCCACAUUUGGGGCACCACCUAAUACAGUUAGAGAAGAGUUUAACUACAUAUACGAGGGUGCCAUUUAAAUGUUAAAACCAUCCCAUUUCUGAAAUAAGUAUUAACUCUCUUCCUAGACUUUAAGCAUAGAAUUAGCACACAAAAUUUGAGAUAAUGUAUAAAUAUAAAAGAUGUAGUCAAUCUUAGAAAGGACAGAUUCCUCAGCCAAAGCCAAUGAAAGAUAAGAGAACUUUAUAUGCAUUCGUUGAAUCCAGAUACCUGUGCAGUGUUUUCCUCUAGUCUGUGUUUUGAACACUUUCUCCCAUUCCUCCUCCCCCACACGGCAGGACCCCUAGUUGGUCUUCGUAAACUAAUGAGGUGGAAUAGUCAAGGAGAGUAAGACUUUGGGGUGAGUCCAGAAGUCUUCCUAUAUGAAAGGACAAGAAAUGUUCCUUGUUUAGAUGAGGAAAGUGAGUACAAGUUACUGAAAUGAUAACAACCCAAACAGAGGGCAACCAGUGAAAAAUACAGAGCUUGACAAGAGCACAGAGUUCAAAAAUUCCCUGGAGCCGUGCUUGCAGGACAGAGAAGAUGAGGAAAUGGUGAGGAUGAAGCAGGCAUGUGAAGAAGGUUCAGAUCACAGAGGGCAUUGAAUGCCAUAUUAUAUUUUAGAUUUACUCAAUAGCAAUGUAGAGCUGGCAAAUAUUUUUAAGCAGGGAUAUGACCUGAUAAAAUUUACAUUUUAGAAUUAUUGCCAUGGCAAUGAUUCAGUGGAAGAAGAGCUUAGAGGCCAGGGGACCAGCUGGCUGACCUCUCUAGCAGUACUAUUGAGACAUUAGAGGAAUCUGAAUGAAGGAGAAAAGUAAAGCCAAGUUACAUGAUUUAAAAGAGAUUUUAGAGAGACAUUACAUCUUCUCCCAGAUUGCAAUUCCUACAUGGACCUCAUACCUCCUCUAAAAUGUCAUUAUCUUGGUCUAUUAUGUAAACCAUGGAGUAAAGUGUAACAUUUACCACCAUGGGCAGCCCUAUAUAAAAUAGUAGGAAAAGAGUUGAAGGAGAAGAAAAUUAGUCAAAAAUACGAAUAUACACAUGACACGCAAAGGAGGAAGGUAUGUGGAGAUGCUGUAUCCAGAUGCUGAAAUGUUCGGGAUGCUUCACUGUCCACCGCAGGAUCCCUGCGCCUUCCCUCUGCCUCCAUGCCUUUGCUGUCCCUCCCCCCCACCUUCAAGGGCAGCACACAGGUGACUUCUCUGAAUCUGCCUUUCUGCUUCCAGACUCAUGGUGGUUCCUCAGCUCAGCUGAGUCAGCUCAUAAGUGGUCUUUAUAUAAAUAUAUAUAAAUAUAUGUAAUAUAAUAUAUAUAAUAUAUUCAGAGCAUUUCAUCCUAAAGCAGCAGAAUACAUAUUCUUUUUGAGUGCACAUGGAACAUUCUCCACAAUAGAUCACAUACUGGGUCAUAGAUCAGGCCUCAACAAGUAUAAAAAGACUGAGAUCAUACCAUGCAUAUUUUCAGACCACAGUGUUAUGAAACUUGAAGUCAACCAUAAGAAAAAAUUUGGAAAGGCCACAAAUAUGUGGAGGUUAAAGAACAUCCUACUAAAGAAUGAAUGGGUCAACCAGGAAAUUAAAGAAGAAAUUAAAAAAUAUAUGGAAGCAAGUGAAAGUGAAAACACAACAGUCCAAAACCUUUGGAUGCGGCAAAGGCGGUAAGAAGAUGGAAGUAUAUAGCAACACAAGCCUACCUCAAGAAGCCAGAAAAGUCUUAAAUACCCACUCUCACCUUACACUUAAAGGAGCUAGAAAAGGAACAUCAAAUAAAAUCUAACACCAGCAGAGGAAGGGAAAUUACAAAGAUUAGAACAGAAAUAAAUGAUAUAGAAAAAACAAACAAACAAAAAACAGUAGAAAAGAUCAGUAAAACUAAGAGCUGGUUCUUUGAAUGAAUUAAUAAAAUUUUUCUAAAAAUAUUUUAUUUCUAAGUAAUCUCCACACCCAAUGUGGGCUCAUAAUCACAACCCUGAGGUCAAGAGCUGCAUGCUUCACUGACUGAGCCAGCCAGGUGCCCCACCAAUAAUAAGACUGAUAACUCCCUAGCCGGACUUAUCAAAAAGAAAAGAGAAAGAACCCAAAUAAAUAAAAUCACAAAUGAAAGAGCAGAGAUCAUAACCAACAUCAUGGAAAUACAAACAAUUAUAAGAAAAUGUUAUGAAAAAUUAUAUGCCAACGAACUAGGCAAUCUGGAAGAAAUGGAUACAUUCCUAGAAACAUACAAACUACCAAAACUGAAACAAGAAGAAAUACAAAAUUUGAAUAGACUGAUAACCAGUAAAGAAAUUGAAUCAGUAACCGAAAAUCUCCCAACAAACAAAAGUCCAGGUCCAGAUGACUUCCCAGGGGAAUUUUACUAGACAUUUAAAGAAUAGUUGGGUCACGUGGGUGGCUGAGUUGGGUAAGCAUCCAACUCUUGAUUUUGUCUCAGGUAGUGAUCCCAGGGUCGUGGGAUCAGGCUCUGCCUCAGGCUCUAUGCUGAGCGUGGAGCCUGCUUGAGAUUCUCUCUCUCUCUCUUUCUCUCCCUCUG
This is a messenger RNA of Acinonyx jubatus (cheetah), 9973 nucleotides long. RefSeq names its product olfactory receptor-like protein OLF3. The transcript is spliced from 2 exons. Gene Ontology annotation, biological process: G protein-coupled receptor signaling pathway. Gene Ontology annotation, cellular component: membrane. Gene Ontology annotation, molecular function: G protein-coupled receptor activity; olfactory receptor activity. The record is from RefSeq and is a predicted model, not a curated record. Lineage: Eukaryota; Metazoa; Chordata; Mammalia; Carnivora; Felidae. The coding region runs from base 5792 to 6745 and encodes 317 amino acids.